ACAGCCCUUAGAUGUAAACGAUAGCAAAAAUUCCCCAAAUUAGUAACAAUUAGGGCAUAUAGUUCUCAAUCGAUUAGGUUUACUUUAACUGUCCUGAUAGGUAAUUAUCCAUCUCUCUUAGUUCUUAUCGACCGAUUAAUUGAUAAAUUUAUGCUCUGCAGCUUGAAGAAUUACUAAUUGUCGAAAAUUUGAUGGUUCAAUUGAAUGCAACGAUGACAGAAAUGGAUCAACAGAUUACAGAAACUCUGAAGAAGACACAUGAUUUGAGAGCUGAAGCUGAGAAGGCUGGUGCUACUGAUAAUGUACAGAGAUUACUUUCACUUAUGGAGACGUUAAAGGAUCUCGAGAAGGAAGAAGCGGAAGUUGAAUUAAAUUUCAGUGAAGAAUAUUCUAGAUUGCAAUCGGAGGUUAAUGAGUUGGAAGAGAUGAUACAGGGUGAUGAGCAUGGAGGAAGUUCUGACCAGGGUGUCGAUCGUUUGUUGGCUAAUGCUGUUGACAGAUUGAAUUUAGCGAAACAGGCCCUCGCCUCGAAACUAAGGGAUAUUACAUCAUUAAAGCGCCAGCGUGAUGACAUUCCCACACAAGCAGAACUCAUCCAGUAUGAACGUCGGUUUUCAGAACUCAAUGUUCACAUCCAGGGAAAGCUCCGGCAAACUCGUAAAUACUAUGCUACCUACAAUGCUUUGUUGGAAAUAAAAGAGCUGAUGCUUAAAGAAACAUCCUUAUUAAACUCUUUAAGUUCACAGUUCAAAGACGCGCUUAAUACUCCUGCUGGCCGUGCGCAAUUAACUAGUUCCAUGGAUGGAAUUUCAAAGAGUAUUCAACAGAAACUCCAAAAUGUGCGAGUUACACUGCAAGCAGAGCAAAAAGCUUGUGAAGUUUUGAAGAAAAAGCAUGCUGCAGCGAACUUGGAGAAAAGGCGUUGCUAUUCGUUGUUAAAGGCUUUUCAAGUUCAGCACUUAAUCGUUCAGACCUCUUACUGGUUCAGCACUUAACCAUUCAGAAGUUGCCAAACAGUCCCUAAGUAAACUCGAAAGAAAUUCCAUUAAUUCCGAUGGGUGGAGGGUGAGGGUCAACCGACUCCUUGGUCCUGCCUAGGGGUGCUCGUCGAAUCGAUUUUCGGGUUGUGUAGGUUAUUCGACUCAGGUUCCUCAAGUCGGAAUUCGAAUUAGAACUAGAAAAGCGAUUCUGAUUCGGGUUAAUUCGAACGGAUAAACCCAAUUCGCGUUGAUUUGAACAAACACUACACACACAUAUAUGUGAUGUAGAUAUAAUUCGAAUUUGGAUACCUGGGUUGGCUAUAUGAAACUCACAAACUCGUAAAUCAAUUUGAAAAAAUCACUACUCUUAUGGACCAAAAUCAACGU
Messenger RNA from Helianthus annuus (common sunflower), 1367 nucleotides. RefSeq names its product coiled-coil domain-containing protein 93 homolog. The coding region runs from base 192 to 995 and encodes 267 amino acids. Gene Ontology annotation, biological process: Golgi to plasma membrane transport; phosphorelay signal transduction system. The record is from RefSeq and is a predicted model, not a curated record. The transcript has 9 exons. Lineage: Eukaryota; Viridiplantae; Streptophyta; Magnoliopsida; Asterales; Asteraceae.